UUCAGCUCUCUCUCCCUUCAUCCGUUUUUAAGUUGUUCUUCGUCUCUCUAUUCUUCUCUUGAUCUCGUUCGCAUUCUGUUCUCUCUUCCGUAUCUCCUCCCUCCACUUCGGAACCCACAUUAAUAGAGGGAGACAGAGAGAAGGAGAUCGGACUGUCGUUUCUUGCGAUUCGAGGGAAGGCUGAGAUCCUGUGGAGGGAACAGGAAUUUGGAUCUCUAGCUGCGAUUUCUAGCCGGGCGACAGCGAUUCCGAGACGGCUUCUCUAUUCUGUGAGAUCGCUCCUGCUUUCGAGAGUCUGAGCAAUGACGGCCGAUGCGAGCGUGUUUAAUGGUGGAUCUGUGGUCGAAUUGGAGCGGGGGACGGUGGGUCUGGGUUUAGGGUUGGAGUGCGAUCGCAAGGAGAGUGGGGAUGCAGAUGGCAUUGUGUGGCGGGUUGGUGAGGAGAAGGAUGGGAGUCGGAUUGGGCGAGCAGUCAUGGUGGAGAACGGCAAUUUGAACGAUUCGCGGGGUAAGGAUCUGGAUCUGGACGGCAAGGAUAAGUCGGUCACCGUCAGAGAUCCGGAAACGAGGGAAGGCAAACGGGAAGACGGGGAAUUGACUGUGGAGAAUGGGGGCGACCGCGAAGAAAGUGUCGAUCCCGUGAUAAAACUAGCAGUGAGCGGGGUUGAUACUUGUAGGAAAACGACGGCCUCCAGUGAUGUGGCAGAGGUAAAAAUUGAAUCACAAUCAGAAGGAACUGACGAAGGACAUUCCAAGGAAGAGGCAGACACUAAUGAACAGAAAGAGGAAAAUGAAUAUGAGAUGCCCAGUGAAAAGGAAAGUGAUGCAAAAGGUGGAGCAUGCAAGGAGAAAGGGGAGAUGAGCAGGGAGGAGGUGAGCUUCAAGAAUAAUCAUGAUCACAUGGAGGAUAAUUGUAGUCUAGAACCCUCUAAGAAUACAAAUGAAGUUGAAACAGACUCAGUUACUAAGGUAGGAGAAAAGCAAGAAGGUGAAACCUCAUUGGAGGAGACAAACCUUGAAGAAGAAUUAGAAUUUGUUAUUGAGGUACAAAAGAAAUCUGAGACUGUAGUUGCAGUUGAUGACCAAGUUAGCUCAGACCCCACCGUUGAUGACAAAAGGCAAGAACCUAAUAUCAUUGGCAUUGAAGCCAAUGAGCAAGCAGUAUCUGAAUCAUCUGUGAUAGAAGGUAGUGAACUAGAAGCAAAAAUUGUGGCCAGUGAUAUGUACCAUGAACAACAGAAAGCAUUUGAUGGAAAGGAAGAGAAGCUGGAGAUCAUUGCUAAUACUACAGGUGCUGAUGACCAAGCAGAUAAGGCUGCACCCUUUGCAGUCGAAACAAAAGAGCUGCAGUCUGUGCCUAUGACACCAAAGAAUCAUGACCAAGCAGAGUUGGUUGUUCUUGAAUCCCAAGUUACAGGGACCAAAGAUCAAGAAGAACUAGAAGUAGGUACCAAAGUAGAAUUGGAGAAGGAUCCAAAGAUUGCGUUGACAGACUUUCAGAACCAAGCUGAACUGAUGCCAGAUGCACAAGUUGAUAAAGAUCAGAAACCUGAGAAUUUUGUUACAGAUGCCAUGCCAUCUGAAUCUUCUAUUGAGCAUAUGGAAAUGAAGCUGUCGAAUUUUACCAAUAAUAUAUGCUUGGAUGAAAAUGGGACAGUCUUAGAUGUCGAUAUAAGAAGCAGUUUAUUGGCAGUUGAUGUCAGAGUAAGUAAAGAUGAAGCAGGUGGUGAAUUCACUGGGACUGGUGAAAUCAUAGCCAUCAAACUUUCUGAUGAUUUACCUUCUACAGAAGGUUCCAGCAGCUCAGGUGUGCCUCACGUUGUUGAUCGGGAAGUGUUGGUAGAAGUUGCUACUUCUAUGGAAGUGCUUCUAGAUGCCAAUGCACAAUCAGACAGUUGUGAAGAAGCAAGUCAAACGGAAUUGGAAGGUGGUAAUUUCAGUGCAGUAGAUGUACCGGGCCCAUCAGAUACCAUUAGCAGUAUGCAUUUAGAAUCACAACUUGUUAAUGAAGGUGAAAGUAUGUCAUCUUUUGCUAAUAUUCAUACGGACAUACAAGUCAAGUUAUGCAAUGAUGCAGCUGAAAAUGAAAGUGUUGUUGCUGAAACUGGCUUUGAUGUAGCUGCUGAUCAUGUUGAUACAGUUGAAUCGAAAUCCAGGGUUGAAAAUGGAUCUGUAGAAUCAAAAACUUCUUUGGCCAGUUCUAUUGAAGAUAAACCAUCUGCUGAUGUGGAUGACAAAGAAGCUGGGCAUGGGGAUUCUGGAGUUACAGAAGAGAUUCAGGUCUCAACAAAGGAUCCUGGUGCUUCAACAUUCGAUCAUGUUGAAACUGGCUUUGAUGUAGCUGCUGAUCAUGUUGAUACAGUUGAAUCGAAAUCCAGGGUUGAAAAUGGAUCUGUAGAAUCAAAAACUUCUUUGGCCAGUUCUAUUGAAGAUAAACCAUCUGCUGAUGUGGAUGACAAAGAAGCUGGGCAUGGGGAUUCUGGAGUUACAGAAGAGAUUCAGGUCUCAACAAAGGAUCCUGGUGCUUCAACAUUCGAUGCUCAGAAGGCGGACACCCCUAUAGGGAAACCCCAAGCUUGUUACAUAAUUAGAAUACCAAGAUUUGUUGAUGAUCAGCUCUCAGCAAAUAUACAAAUUGCUCAGUCAGAAAUGAACGAGAAAACACAGAAAAGGGAUUCUAUCAAAGUUGCUAUCGAGAACCAGAAGGUGUCCUGUAAUGAAUCAUGGAAAAAGUUUGAAGAUGCAAAAGCAGAAGAGAGAGCUGCAAGAGCUGCAGUUAAUGCCAAACGCCAACAGAUAGAUUCUGUCCAGUUAAUGAUGAACAAGUUGAAAAAUGCACAUUCAAUUAAUGAACUCCAUGAUAAGAUACAAACCAUGGAAUUUGAGCUUCAGCAUGAAACCAUGCCUUUGAAAGAAGAAAAGCAAUACAUACAUGAGCUCAAACAGUUGAGACAUCAACGGGAUCAACUUACUUCCAAUUUAGGUUCUCAGGCAGAAAUUGAUGAGGCAUUUAACCAAAGAGAACAGAUUGACAAGCGGUUCAAGAUUUUGAAGAAGGAACUGGAUACCCUUAGAACUGAAUUGUUGCAAACUGAAAGGAAUGCAAAUACUGCCAGGAAGAAGUAUGAUGAAGAACAAUUACUUCUCAAAGGUCUUCAACAACAAUUUAGAGAUGCUGAUGCUGUUCGUCAGAAAGCAUAUGGGCAUUGGCGGGAACUCAAAAAUAUGUUGAUCGAAAAGAACAAACAUUUUAGCAUGUACAAAAAUGAUCAGAAGUCCGCAGAGAACUAUCUAUCUUCAAGAGAUUUUGAGGGGCUCCUGCGACAUUGUAGUAAACAGGUUGAAAAAGUAAUGGAAUUGUGGAACAAUGAUGAGGAGUUCCGCUUGCAGUAUGUUAAAUCCAACAUGAACAGCACAUUGAGGAGAUUGAAUACAUCUGAUGGAAGAUCACUUGGCCCAGAUGAGGAUCCACCUGUUAUACAUAGUAACCAGGGCAAAGGUUUAGGCCUUCAUCACCCACAAGCCAACGUUGGUGUAUCUGUUAAACCUGUAGCUUUGGAGGCAAAAUUAGAAACAUCCAAAGAGGACUCAUUUCCCGCUUUGCCAGCAGCAACGAAGAAUCAGCCUGUUAAACCAAAAAAACCAGCAAAACCCAUGUUAGAUGAGACUAAGGAAACAUCUACUGCUAGAGUUUUGGUUAGAGAAGUCGAAAACAGUGCGAAGGUGAUCAGUGUAAUAAAGGAGGAAGAGGAGCGGAUAAAGAACUUACAAGAAUCCUCUAAGAAGGAAGAGGAAUUGAGGAAGGAAAAGGCUACAGCCGAGUUAAAAGAACAGUGUCGGCUGGAGCAAAGGGCUAAAGCCAAGGAGGCAGAAGAAAGGAAAAAGAGACAAGCCGAGAAGGCACACGCCAGAGCAGAAUACCAAGCACAGAAGGAAGCUGAACUGAGAGAGAAGAAGAAAGCAAAGAAGCAGAAAAAGAAAGGCAUGACUGCUGAGGACACAACAGGUGGCGCCGAGGACGGCCCUGCGCCCUCUACUGAUACUAUUAUGCCCAAAGCAGCUCGUGAAACCGAUGUCACAGUAACAACAGCACCAAAGAGACCUUCAAGGGCGGCUAUCACAACAAAGCAGUACAAGAUGCAGCCUGUUCCCUUGCCACUUCGCAAGAGGGGUAGGAGAAAGAUGGCUACAUGGAUGUGGGUGGUUCUAACAGUUAUCGUAGUACUCUUAUUGUUUCUGGCAGGCAACUACAUCUCCUUCUCCAGCUUCAGCUUCCCACAAUCGGCCCCGUGAGCAUCUUCAUACCCCAUACUUACACAAGCAUAUAUUUAUUAAGGUCUAGAGAGGAUAGGAAUGAGUAAAUGUUAUUAAAUAUUGAUUGGCAACCAUUUUUUCCUGCACUACUCGGUCUUCUUUCAUUAGAUUGGUCUCACUCAUAUAGUCUGCUCUUUCUAUUUGCAAUCGAGGAUUAGACUCAAUAUGGAUGAUAAUUAAUAUGUGUGAUGCUUAAGUUCAAAAUAAUAGGUAUUUUGUGGUUCUUUUA
This is a messenger RNA of Musa acuminata AAA Group (dessert banana), 4542 nucleotides long. RefSeq lists its product as uncharacterized. Lineage: Eukaryota; Viridiplantae; Streptophyta; Magnoliopsida; Zingiberales; Musaceae. The coding region runs from base 303 to 4292 and encodes 1329 amino acids. The record is from RefSeq and is a predicted model, not a curated record. The transcript is spliced from 8 exons.